AUGUUGACUACCAACCAAAACGAACGAAUCGACAAUUACAGCCCGACAGAUAAUCCGCGGCCAGCCAGAAAGAUAUCCACCGAAUGCCACAACGUCGGAGCUGUCGAUCAACGUAUCCCGCGCUACGAUUGGGCCAAACCAGUCGCCGCGGCACGCGGAAGAAGAGGCAGCAUCGAGGAAUGGGUCGAACUGUUCGAGCUGUGGUGCAGCAUUCGCAAAGGUGGUACACAGAAUCAGUCAGCCCUAUUUCUUACCGCUGGCGGCCGUGACCUCUACUCCCUGUUGAGAAACCUGACAUUCCCUGAGGCUCCAGCCAAACUACCAUGGGAGUCCCUGAAAUUGCUGCUGCUCAACCACCUGCUGCCCACUGAAUUCCAAGCAAAUGAAAGGGCCAAAUUCAACUCCAUGAUUCGUGCCGAUCAUGUUCCCUACCGUGAAUUCAUCUUGCAGCUGAACAAACAGGCAUCACACUGCAACUAUGGUGAUCGCCUGGAAGAACGAAUGUGUGACCGCUUGGUGGCAGGCAUCAAUAAUCUGACUCUUCAACGACUCGCCUUCUCGCUACAAUAUGAGCGGAAUACCGUGCUUAGUAAAAAAAACACAAGCAGUUAA
Echinostoma caproni is the source of this 612-nucleotide messenger RNA. The record is from the annotation of a GenBank genome assembly. Lineage: Eukaryota; Metazoa; Platyhelminthes; Trematoda; Plagiorchiida; Echinostomatidae.